AUGACAGCUGAGACCGAAGAGCCCAAGUACCCCGAAGGAGGUCUGCAAGCAUGGCUCGUCGUCCUCGGAGCCUGGUGCGCCAUGAUCCCCUCGAUGGGCCUGCUUAACAGCUUGGGAACUCUGCAUGCAUGGACAAGCUCGUACCAGCUGACUGACUACACCGAGUCCAGCAUCGGAUGGAUCUAUGGAGCGUAUGCGUUCUUCCUCUAUAUUGCUGGCGCGCAGGUAGGACCGAUCUUCGACUGCUACGGGCCGUUGUACGUUGUCGUCCCGGGGUCCAUUGGCAUGGUCGCUUCUCUUAUCUGCUUCAGCUUCAGUACUGAGUACUACCAGAUCUUCCUCUCGUUCAGUGUCCUCGGCGGACUCUCAGCGUGCACCCUCUUCAAUCCAGCCAUUUCCGUCAUCGGGCACUGGUUCAACUGCCGUCGCGGCAUAGCAACAGGCAUUGCCUGUACAGCUGGUGGCUUAGGAGGCGUUGCAUUCCCACUGAUCAUCAUGUAUACUGCCCCGAAGAUCGGCUUCGGCUGGGCCAUCCGCAUCAUCGCCCUCUUGUCUGCACUCCUCCUCAUACUGGCAUGUUUCCUGAUGCGCACUCGCCUACCACGACCAGAAGGAAAGUCAGCUGCGAUCGACUUCAAAGCCCUACGAGAUGCCAAGUAUGCGACCACGACGCUCGCCGUGUUUCUGGUCGAAUUCGCCGUCUUCGUUCCGAUCACGUACAUCACCAGUUAUGCGCUUCAUGUUGGAAUCGAUACGACGCUCGCAUACGCCUUGAUCCCGCUUCUGAACGCAGGCGCUGUUCCAGGGCGUUUCCUGCCUGGUCUGGUCGCCGAUAAACUGGGUCGUUUCAACGUGAUGAUCGCUACCUCGCUCGUCUGCUCGCUCCUCACUCUCGCUCUCUGGAUCCCCAUCAACGCAAACAUAGCGGGAGUUAUCUGCUACGCCGUCCUAUUCGGCUUCACAAGCGGCGCAGCUAUCAGCCUCACCCCAGUAUGUAUAUCACAGGUCUGCCGGGUAGAAGAAUACGGAAAGCGCAACGGAACGACGUUCACCAUCGCGAGUAUCGGGACUCUAACUGGAAUUCCAAUUGCCGGCGCGAUCCUCCAGGCUAAAGACGGCCAGUAUGAUGCGCUGAUUGGGUUCGGCGGCGGGAUGUACUUCCUGGCAACGGUGGCAUUUGUUAUAGCGAGGGGCGUGUGCGCGGGGUGGAAGGUAACGACGCGGUUCUAG
Molecule: messenger RNA, 1230 nt
Organism: Aspergillus mulundensis
Lineage: Eukaryota; Fungi; Ascomycota; Eurotiomycetes; Eurotiales; Aspergillaceae
Exons: 2
Coding region: 1-1230 (409 amino acids)
Biological process (GO): transmembrane transport
Cellular component (GO): fungal-type vacuole membrane
Molecular function (GO): transmembrane transporter activity
Source: RefSeq, a predicted model, not a curated record